Messenger RNA from Thlaspi arvense, 3171 nucleotides. The record is from the annotation of a GenBank genome assembly. NCBI's taxonomy places the organism in Eukaryota, Viridiplantae, Streptophyta, Magnoliopsida, Brassicales, Brassicaceae.
AUGGAGGCAAAUGCCGGAAUGGUAGCUGGGUCAUACAAGAGGAACGAGUUGGUUCGGAUCCGCCACGAUUCAGAUAGUGGGUCCAAGCCCCUCAAGCAAUUGAAUGGUCAAAUAUGCCAGAUAUGUGGAGAUACUGUUGGCCUUACUUCCAAUGGUGAUGUUUUUGUUGCUUGCCAUGAGUGUGCCUUCCCAGUUUGGAGUCCUCGAGUUGAGGGAGAUGAAGAAGAGGAUGGUGUUGAUGACCUGGAAAAUGAAUUUAAUUAUGCCCAAGGAAACAGCAAAGUGAGGCACCGGUGGCAUAGCGAAGAUGUCGAGCUCUCUUCAUCUUCUCGUCAUGAAUCUCAACCGAUUCCCCUUCUGACUCAUGGGCAGCAGGUAUCUGGUGAAAUUCCUAGUGGGACACCUGACACCCAGUCUGUACGAACUACAUCUGGUCCCUUGGGCCCUGGUGACAGGUCACUUCCAUAUAUUGAUCCUAGGCAACCAGUUCCAGUGCGAACUGUGGACCCUUCAAAGGAUUUGCAUUCUUAUGGCCUUGGAAAUGUUGACUGGAAGGAAAGAGUUGAAGGUUGGAAACUCAAACAAGAAAAAAAUAUGACACAUAUGGGCAACAGCAGAUAUACUGAAGGGAAGGGGGUUGAUAUUGAGGGCACGGGGUCAAAUGGAGAAGAACUGCAAAUGGUUGAUGAUGCCCGGCAACCUUUGAGCCGUGUUGUGCCUAUAUCUUCUUCUCACCUUACCCCUUAUCGUGUGGUUAUCAUACUUCGGCUAAUUAUCUUGGGCUUCUUCUUGCAAUACCGUUGCACUCAUCCAGUGAAGGAUGCUUAUCCAUUAUGGCUGACUUCGGUCAUCUGUGAGGUUUGGUUUGCAUUGUCCUGGCUUCUGGAUCAGUUUCCUAAAUGGUCACCCAUCAAUCGUGAGACCUUCUUGGAAAGGCUUGCUUUGAGAUAUGAUAGGGAAGGGGAGCCUUCACAGUUAGUGCCUAUUGAUGUGUUUGUCAGUACAGUGGACCCACUGAAAGAGCCUCCUCUUGUCACAGCUAAUACUGUGUUGUCCAUCCUUGCCGUGGAUUACCCUGUUGACAAAGUGUCUUGUUAUGUUUCGGAUGAUGGAUCAGCAAUGUUAACCUUUGAAGCUCUCUCAGAGACAGCAGAGUUUGCUAGGAAAUGGGUGCCCUUCUGCAAGAAGCACAGUAUUGAGCCCAGGGCCCCUGAAUUCUAUUUUGCUCAGAAAAUAGAUUACUUAAAGGACAAGAUACAGCCUUCUUUUGUGAAAGAGCGAAGGGCAAUGAAGAGAGAAUAUGAAGAAUUCAAGGUAAGAAUCAAUGCACUUGUUGCCAAAGCCCAAAAGAUGCCUGAAGAAGGUUGGACAAUGCAAGAUGGAACUCCUUGGCCUGGAAAUAACCCCAGAGAUCAUCCAGGAAUGAUCCAGGUGUUCUUAGGCCACAGUGGAGGCCUUGAUACAGAAGGGAAUGAGCUGCCACGGCUGGUAUAUGUUUCACGUGAGAAGCGUCCUGGUUUUCAACAUCACAAGAAAGCUGGGGCAAUGAAUGCUUUGAUACGAGUAUCAGCUGUCUUGACCAAUGGUGCAUAUCUCUUGAACGUGGAUUGUGAUCACUACUUUAACAAUAGCAAAUGUCUUAAAGAAGCCAUGUGUUUUCUGAUGGAUCCUCUUCUUGGGAAGAAAACCUGCUACGUGCAGUUCCCUCAGCGGUUUGAUGGCAUUGACUUGCAUGAUCGAUAUGCUAAUCGUAAUAUUGUCUUUUUUGAUAUCAACUUAAAAGGGCUGGAUGGAAUUCAGGGCCCAGUUUAUGUGGGAACUGGUUGUUGUUUCAACAGACAAGCUCUCUAUGGGUAUGAUCCAGUUUUGACAGAGGAAGAUUUGGAACCAAACAUAAUUGUCAAGGGUUGUUGUGGUUCGAGGAAGAAGGGUAAAAGCAGAGACAACAAAUACUUAGAUAAAAAGGGAGCUAUGAAGAGAACGGAAUCCACUGUUCCCAUUUUCAAUACGGAAGACAUUGAAGAAGGUGUUGAAGGAUAUGAUGACGAGAAGUCACUUCUCAUGUCUCAGAAGAGUUUAGAAAAGCGAUUUGGUCAAUCUCCCGUAUUUAUUGCUGCGACCUUUAUGGAGCAGGGUGGCAUUCCUCCGUCAACCAAUCCAGCAACUCUUUUAAAAGAAGCCAUUCAUGUUAUUAGCUGUGGGUACGAGGAUAAGACUGAAUGGGGCAAAGAGAUUGGAUGGAUCUAUGGCUCUGUGACUGAAGAUAUUCUGACUGGUUUUAAAAUGCACGCACGAGGGUGGAUUUCAAUCUAUUGCAUGCCUCCCCGACCUGCAUUUAAGGGGUCUGCUCCCAUUAAUCUUUCUGAUCGUUUAAACCAGGUGCUUCGUUGGGCUCUGGGAUCUAUUGAGAUUCUUCUGAGUAGGCAUUGCCCCAUAUGGUACGGCUACAAUGGGAGACUCAAACUUUUGGAAAGGCUGGCAUACAUUAAUACCAUUGUUUAUCCUCUCACUUCCAUCCCUCUGCUUGCUUACUGUGUACUUCCUGCCAUUUGUCUUCUCACUGGAAAAUUCAUCAUUCCCGAGAUAAGCAAUUAUGCUAGUAUGUGGUUCAUUCUUCUCUUCGUGUCCAUUUUUGCCACCGGAAUUUUGGAGCUUCGCUGGAGCGGCGUGAGCAUUGAGGACUGGUGGAGAAACGAGCAGUUCUGGGUCAUUGGGGGUACAUCGGCCCAUCUCUUUGCUGUCUUCCAAGGUCUUCUCAAGGUUCUGGCUGGAAUCGACACCAACUUCACUGUUACCUCCAAAGCAUCAGAUGAUGACGGUGAAUUCGCCGAGCUGUACGUGUUCAAAUGGACUUCUCUGCUUAUCCCUCCGACCACCGUCCUUGUUGUGAACUUGGUAGGCAUAGUGGCCGGCGUUUCCUACGCCAUAAACAGCGGCUACCAAUCGUGGGGACCUCUGUUUGGGAAACUCUUCUUCUCCCUUUGGGUCAUUGUUCACUUGUAUCCCUUCCUCAAGGGUUUGUUGGGUCGGCAAAAUCGUACACCGACAAUUGUCAUCGUCUGGUCUAUCCUUCUCGCCUCCAUAUUCUCCUUGCUCUGGGUGCGGAUCGAUCCCUUCACAUCCGAUGCCACGAAGACUGCUUCAAAGGGUCAAUGCGGGAUUAAUUGUUAA